Molecule: messenger RNA, 1183 nt
Organism: Magallana angulata
Lineage: Eukaryota; Metazoa; Mollusca; Bivalvia; Ostreida; Ostreidae
Exons: 3
Coding region: 180-668 (162 amino acids)
Source: RefSeq, a predicted model, not a curated record
UGUGCAUUAAUUACUUCCUACAGACGAAACUCUUAGAAAAAUGUGACUUAGAAUGAUGUUUUAACCACUGCCUGUCUCUUUUUCUGAGAAAAAUGAAGAGAUGAUACAUAAUGACAAGCUUUUUUAUCUAUUGAAUAUUGUGGGUAUUAAUCAACGCGCGUUGGUUUAGCUGUAAGGUAAUGACAACUUACGAGCGGAUAUCGAUCGCGCUGCUAAUACCUGCCAAUGUUUUGUACAGUUUAGCUUUGUUCAGCCAUUCUUGGUUCCAGUUACCAGACGUAUCUUACGGUCUGUGGGUUGCUAAAUACUGUGAUUACCUGUCAUGUCAAAUAAUACCAGCUUUCUUCACUGAGGAACCAGUAUGGUACCAUAUUCUACAAGGCCUAAGCUUGUUUGGCUGGUCUGGAAUGAUGAUAUCAUUAAUUCUUCUAACCUCCAAGAAGUUUGACACCAGUAUUCCAAAUACAUGGAGAUAUCACAAGCAAAUGACUGUGUCUGUACUGUGUAUUGUUUCCGUGUUUAUCAUUUCCUUGAGUUUGGUGAUGUUCUACGGUAAACUUGACGAGUCGCAUUCCUCUGCUACCCCCAAAGUCCAGUGGUCGGCAUUCCUAGCAGCAGCAGCCUGUGUUCUACAGUUCUGUGCCGGACUUUUACUCACUCAAACGUAAUUAAUUGCAAUCUGUAAGAGUGUACAGUUGUUAUUCUCAUGACGAAUGGAUAAUAAUACAUGUAAUAUACAGGUUUUUACGGUUAAUAGGGUUUUGUUUUUUUCACCUUCAUUAUAAAAGGUGAACACAGCAUUCUGCCAUCACAUUUGGGGUAGAAUUUUAUGUCUUUUAUGGGGAUGUUACUUUGUAGUGAUUCUCAACAUUUUUUGUCAUGUAUUGUUCUUUUCGAGAUGAUCAUAUUUUGGAAAUCUAACACCUGUGCAAUAAUAUUAAGAAAUGUAUUUAUGCAAUAAUAUUAUAGAUCUGCAUGUAUUUUAUACUUGGUUUCUGAUGUUAUUAGUUUUUGUUUGUUGAUGUGUUGGUUUAAUUUACAUUUAUUUUGUUUUUUUGAAGGGGUUGUCAUUCUAAACUGUAUGUACAAUUCCCCACUUGCUCAAGUAUUUUUGUUGUGAAAAAUAAUACAGAUUGUGAAAUUGUGAAAAUAAUUAAAGAAUAAAAGUAUAUUUGGUUUUCUA